Messenger RNA from Gossypium raimondii (Peruvian cotton), 1410 nucleotides. Its product is annotated as thaumatin-like protein 1. Gene Ontology annotation, biological process: defense response. Lineage: Eukaryota; Viridiplantae; Streptophyta; Magnoliopsida; Malvales; Malvaceae. The record is from RefSeq and is a predicted model, not a curated record. The transcript has 3 exons. Gene Ontology annotation, cellular component: extracellular region. Bases 156 to 1088 code for a protein of 310 amino acids.
AUAACCAAAAGCCGAAAGUCAAGAACCCCACCAGCGCAAGUCCCACUCCCACUACACCACUACUCUCCUCUCGCAAGAAAAAGUAGAGUUCUUUGGUUCAUCUUUUCGCCAAUUCUUUAACCUCAAACUCUUGUAUUUUUAUUUUCCCUUCAAUAAUGGGUUGUCUUCAUCUCUCUUCCACCUUCCUUUCUUUCUUGUUCUUGAUUUCUCUCCUUUCAGAAGUGAAUCCAGCUUCUUUCAAGAUCGUCAACAGAUGCCGCCACACGAUAUGGCCUGGCUUUCUAUCCGGCGCCAACACACCUCAGCUUCCUACUACUGGCUUCGUUCUUAACCCUGGCAAAUCAAGAACCGUAACGAUACCCAGGUCUUGGUCCGGUCGACUCUGGGGUCGAGCCCUUUGCGGCCAAGAUUCCUCCGGUAAAUUCGUUUGCCUUAGCGGCGACUGUGGCUCCGGUCAAAUCGAAUGUUCCGGGAGUGGCGCCAAGCCGCCAGCCACUCUCGCGGAAUUCACUUUAAACGGUGACGGAGGAUUGGAUUUUUACGACGUGAGCUUAGUCGACGGAUACAAUUUGCCCAUGUUGGUCGUGGCCAAGGGAGGAAAAGGCGGGAACUGUAGCGCCACGGGUUGCUUAUUGGACCUCAACGGCGCGUGUCCUCCUCAGUUACGUGGUGAUGGGGGCGUGGGGUGUAGGAGCGCGUGUGAAGCUUUCGGAGAUCCCCAAUACUGUUGCAGCGGUGCGUUCGGAACGCCUGACGUAUGUCACCCUUCGGUAUUCUCUUUGUUCUUCAAGCAUGCUUGCCCACGCGCGUAUAGUUACGCGUAUGAUGAUGUUACGAGUACGUACACGUGUGCAGGAGCUGAUUACGUCAUCAUAUUUUGCCCACCUCCUUAUUCCAGCCAAAAAGUAUUUGGCGCUCGGAAAGACGGAGCACUGCUACCGCUUGUGAAUAAGAGUACGAUAUACCUAUCACGCAUACAUGCGAAUAGAGCUGCAUUAUCAGGUCUGCCCCAAUCGCAAUUUACUGCCAGUGCAGCCCCUUCUGCUUUGACUCUUUUACUCUUUUGGCAACUUAUUUUACCCUUGUGACCAACAUCGGCCUGGACACCUUCCAGGCAAGUAGUAGCAAGAUAUAGCUGAAGAGAGUCGUAGCUGCACCACUUCUCUGCCUCAUCUGUUGUUAUUGCUGGAUCUUUUUUUUUUUUUAAAAAGCUGGCAACUUGUAAAUGCAGAUUGCUUACAGCUAUUGGGGUUUCACGUUUGCCACAAGAAGUAUUCUGUAUCUCCCCUGCACUCAAAGGUUUUAAUUUUUACUGUCAGUAUAAUACUUGUAAGUUUAGCAAGGCUUUAAAUUUCAAGUAUGUACAGCUUGAAUGCUCAAAUAAGCUCAAGGCUUUUGUGUUUCACAGUA